Messenger RNA from Polistes dominula (European paper wasp), 4069 nucleotides. RefSeq names its product gamma-aminobutyric acid type B receptor subunit 2 (gene GABA-B-R2). The record is from RefSeq and is a predicted model, not a curated record. Gene Ontology annotation, biological process: gamma-aminobutyric acid signaling pathway; G protein-coupled receptor signaling pathway. Gene Ontology annotation, molecular function: G protein-coupled GABA receptor activity. Lineage: Eukaryota; Metazoa; Arthropoda; Insecta; Hymenoptera; Vespidae. Gene Ontology annotation, cellular component: G protein-coupled receptor heterodimeric complex; membrane.
CUCAGUUACGCGGACACUCAUCCGAUGUUCACAAGUAACAGCUUCCCGAAUUUCUUCAGAGUAGUGCCGUCCGAAAACGCUUUCAACGCGCCACGUGUAGCGUUGCUGAUGCAUUUCAAUUGGACCAGAGUUGGCACCAUCUAUCAAAACGAACCACGAUACGCUUUGGCGCACAAUCAUUUGGUCUCUGAUUUGGAUAAAAACAAGAUGGAGGUCGUGGAAACACAGAGUUUUGCAACAGAUGUCACAACGGCACUUGAGAAAUUGAAAGAAAAGGACGUAAGGAUCAUUCUUGGAAAUUUUAAUGAAAACUGGGCGAGAAGGAUAUUCUGCGAGGCCUACAAGUUCGGGAUGUACGGAAGAAAGUACCAAUGGGUCGUAAUGGGCAUUUAUGCAGAAGAAUGGUGGACUCGACCCGGUGGUGGUUGUGCACCCUCCGAGCUCGCGGAAGCUUUGCAUGGUGCCAUCUUGACAGAUCUCUUACCCUUAACAACCGAAAAGCAUUACACAGUGUCUGGCAUCACACCUGAUCAGUAUCAAGCCGAGUAUGAUUCGAGAAGGGGAAAGGAGUAUUCGAGAUUUCACGGAUACACAUAUGAUGGAAUUUGGGCGGUAGCGUUGGCUAUUCAACGUGCAGCACGUAGAAUACGACAUUAUCAUCAGAAUCAGACUAUAUCUGAUUUCAAAUACAGAGAUAAACUUUGGGAGAAGCUAUUCCUCGAGGCUCUCAAGAACACAAGCUUUAUAGGUGUAACGGGACCCGUGCAUUUCACCGAAAACGAGAGAAAGGCUUACAUCUUAUUAAAGCAGUUUCAAAGUGGUAGCGAAGUUAAAGUUGGCGAAUACGAUGGAAUGACAGACACUUUAGACCUGAGUAAAGGAGACUCUUUAGUUUGGAGAGGCAAAUCACCACCGAAGGAUCGAACCCUUCACAUCAUUGAACAUUCAACCGUGAAUAUUACAAUUUACGCAGUAUUGGCAUCCAUUGCAAGUGUUGGCAUCAUCAUGGCGGUCGUUUUCCUUGCCAUAAAUAUAAGAUAUAGAAAUCAAAGGUACAUAAAAAUGUCAUCGCCACAUUUGAACAACCUUAUCAUCAUCGGGUGUAUGUUCACAUACAGUAGCGUCAUUUUUCUCGGAUUAGACUCACAAUUGUCGAGCGUGACAGCGUUCCCGUAUAUUUGUACUGCAAGGGCAUGGCUUUUGAUGGCUGGAUUUUCAUUAGCUUUCGGCUCCAUGUUCUCUAAAACUUGGCGAGUGCAUUCGAUAUUUACCGAUGUGAAGUUAAAUAAAAAGGUUAUAAAAGAUUAUCAGCUCUUCAUGGUGGUCGGCGUACUCCUAUUUAUCGACCUCGGGAUCAUGACUACAUGGCAGAUCGCUGAUCCAUUUUAUCGAGAAACUAAACAGAUGGAACCUUACUUACAUCCCUCGAGCGAAGAUAUCAUCAUUAUACCAGAAAACGAGUAUUGCCAGAGCAACCGAAUGACCGUCUACAUGGGUUGUAUAUAUGCUUAUAAAGGCCUUCUAAUGAUUUUCGGUGCGUUCCUCGCGUGGGAGACACGACAUGUCAGUAUACCAGCAUUGAACGAUAGCAAAUAUGUCGGCAUGAGCGUUUACAACGUUGUGAUAAUGUGCGUUACCGGCGCAGCCAUAAGUUUUGUUCUUGCUGAUAAGCAAGACGCUAUGUUCAUUAUGCUAGCCGUUUUUAUCAUAUUCUGCAGUACAGCUACCCUCUGUCUCGUUUUCGUGCCCAAGCUGAUAGAGUUGCGAAGAAAUCCGCAGGGUGCGAUCGAUAAGCGAAUGAGACCAACUUUGAGGCCAGUAUCCAAGGCAAGAAGGGACUCCACGGUUAGCGAGCUAGAGGAACGAUUGAAAGAAGCUACAAUAGCUAAUCAAAAGUUUCGUAAACAGCUUUUGGAAAAAGACAGCGAACUUCAAAUGUUCCUAAGAAAAAUUGGUGAAGAUGGUGUAGCAGACACUCAGGAAGCCAUGGACAGACUAACUGUCCCAAGACAAGAAGGGAUCAUAAGGAAAGAAGAGCCCACUAUCCAGAGGCAUGGCAUUAAGAAUCACAAAGGUCCAUCUUUAACUACGGAAACAACCGAUAUUUCGAUGUCUAUGUGCAGCUUGACUUCGAUGACCGUAUCUCAAACGGAAGGAGACUACGUAAACGCGAGUGUCGUCGAACAGGCUGCAAAAAAAAAGACGAGCUUUGGGAAGGUACCGACCAUCGCAGUCGAUAACGAACGCUUACCAUUAAUUCUUCCGUCGGCAUUGAAGCACACUACUGUUGAGGAUACCGCUUGUAGGAAAAGUCAUAUUAUCGAUGAAAAUCAAGAUAGCGAACCGUUGCUCGAAAGAAGUCUAGAACUACGUUCGGAAGGUAAGAUGAACGUCGAAUUCGUUCCAGAGGCCGCCGAGGAAACUGAUUCAAUCGUUCUCGAAGAAACUGCAAUCCCACAAGACGCUAAAAUUAUUAUGAAAAAGGAUGAAGAGAGAGCGAGACUGCCGACACCACCACCUUCCAAAAAUGUAUCCUUCAGUGAAUUACAUGAUCAGGGAUACUCCGACCAACAUAUCCUUCCUCCGCCAUUACAAUUCAUUCCACCCAGACAUCGACAUUCUGGAUCAGUACCAUCACAUCAGUCUUUAAAAAGAAGAUCAUCCGUGAGGAAUGAUAUCUUGGCACAUUCUCAUCAUGAACUAUCGGAACGUCGAAGAACGAGCGUACCAAUUAACUCGAUCAGCUACAUUUCGACGGAGAACGUAUCCAAGUCGAGUGGUAAGAACAACAUUCAAACUACUUUCGACAAAGCAUACGUGAUUGGAGAGUGUGGCCAUCGGCGUAGUUUAGUUACCGGCUACAGAUGCGAAAAACAUGGCGGACGUGGACACAGUCACGCAAUGUUUAACGGUUCCGCUGAAACACCACCAGCACCGCGACGACAUCGUAAACAUCAUGAUUCCCACAAUGCCAGCUCGCCAAAUGUGCCUGCCGUGGUCAACGCGAGCUACUCUGAUACUGAAAGAUGCGAGGAGUUAGCUUCAGCGAUUAUUCAACGCUCGGUAUCAGAGAGAUCACGAGAAAAAUGUUUGCGUGGUCGAAGUGGUGGUCAUUCAAUCUCCGAGUGUCCUCACCGUGCUGCCACUUCACAUAAGGUUCGAGAAUGUAGACACACCGAAUCCAAGUUGCGUCAUCAGCAGGCUCGCUUGGAAUACGUUCAAAGUACUCCAAAUGUAGCGACAAUUCAUAAUAGCAAAUAUGCGAGUGGAAACUCACGUGCUGGGGACGUAGGUGGAAGUGGCGAAGGUAUCCUUGGAUCGGGUGGUGUGGGUCGUGGUGGGGGUGAUGUCCGUGUUGGGUCCAGAGCUGGACCUGGCAUUACGUCGAGUGGUGGGGAAAUAUACAGUGCUGCCUCCGACGGCGAACUCUUGGACCGGGCGAUAUUACUGCCGAUAUUUCAGAAGCUUCUUACCGAGAGACACAAAAGUAAUGCAAGAAGUGGGUACGGUGCUAGCAUAGCGAGUUGUCCGAAUAUAUCGAUAAAGUGCGACAUCGUCGAGUAUCUGUAAAAAUAUCUGUCUCUACUCGUUUUAUAGCACUCGAAGAAUCACGUUCUCCCGGAAAGAAAGACAUGUCUUUUUUGAUUCUACAUAAUAAUGUAAAUCUACAAGACUUCAUUUUUUCUUUUAUUUUAUUUUAUUCAUCUUUUCCUAUCGUCAUUUUUAUUAAAUAUUAUGGAUACAUGUAUAGUCAAGUAAAUUCUGUAAUAUAAAAUGUGUACGCAAAGUAUAUAUUUAUGAUUUUUUCAAGAGAUCGAACUGUAGUAAUGUUCACAUAAGUAUCACUUAAUCAGAAUAUUUUAUUUUACAGAAUCCCUUUUCUGUACGUCGACUUGUGAAUACACGUUUAACACAAUUAAAUAUUCAACUCGGCCAUUUGAAUAAUACGUCUGGAUCCUUUUAAGAAUUAAAAACGAAAAAAAAGGUGUAUCUUCACCGAGAGACUGAUACAUAUUAUUUAUUAUAUUCUUCUCGACAUUUCGGUCGAAAAUAAAUACAAAACCUGUCU